Molecule: messenger RNA, 1264 nt
Organism: Manihot esculenta (cassava)
Lineage: Eukaryota; Viridiplantae; Streptophyta; Magnoliopsida; Malpighiales; Euphorbiaceae
Product: signal recognition particle receptor subunit beta
Exons: 7
Coding region: 122-901 (259 amino acids)
Biological process (GO): protein targeting to ER
Cellular component (GO): signal recognition particle receptor complex
Source: RefSeq, a predicted model, not a curated record
AAACCAUCAGCGGUGGUUUCUCGGUCGUGGAUCUGAACUUGUUUGCCUGCUAUAAUUUCUGAAUUCUGACUCGCUAUUAUUACCAAAUCUCCUUUUUUCAAGCAGAACCUGAGUUGUGAAAAUGGAAGGAAUGGAGCAGUGGAGUCACGAGGCGAAGCAAUGGUUGCAACGAGGAAUUGAAUAUGCACAACAGAUACCUCCCAAUCAGCUCUAUGCCGCUGCUGCUGUAUUGCUUAUCACAACCCUUCUCCUCGUAAUCGUUCGCUUGUUCAAACGCACAAAGUCUAAUACCAUUAUGCUCACUGGGCUCACUGGGAGUGGGAAAACUGUUCUUUUCUAUCAACUUCGAGAUGGUUCUUCGCAUCAGGGCACUGUUACUUCAAUGGAACCAAAUGAGGGCACUUUCAUUCUACAUUCUGAAAGCUCUAAGAAAGGCAAAACAAAGCCUGUUCACCUUGUUGAUGUUCCUGGGCAUUCUCGUCUUCGGCCUAAACUAGAUGAGUUCUUGCCUCAAGCUGCUGGCAUAGUGUUUGUUGUUGAUGCUUUGGAAUUCUUGCCCAACUUGCGUGCAGUUUCAGAAUAUCUGUACGAUAUUUUGACCAAGGCAAGCGUGGUCAAAAGGAAAGUUCCAGUUCUCAUUUGUUGUAACAAGACUGACAAAGUGACAGCACAUACCAAGGAUUUCAUCCGAAAACAAUUGGAGAAAGAAAUUGAGAAAUUGCGAGCAUCAAGAAGUGGAAUAUCAGAAGCUGAUGUUGCAAAUGAAUUUACCCUUGGGGUCCAUGGGGAAGUAUUUUCUUUCUCUCAUUGCAGCAACAAAGUUAGCAUUGCAGAGUCUUCUGGCUUGACAGGCGAUAUAUCUCAGCUGGAACAGUUCAUUAGAGAACAUGUAGAGCCCUAGACUUGUGUUCCAUUUGAUAACUUGCAUUGUUGAUGAGUCUUCUUAGGAAGUUGGUUGUCAUUGCCUCCUGAUUGCUGGAAAAAAAAUUGAGGACGCAAUGAGGAAGCGCCUUAAUUUGCCAGAGGAAAUUGGUGGAGGAAAAAGCAAAAGUAAAAUGACAAGGAACUGAGGUGGAGGCAUGGCUGGUUAGUCUGCUUAAACGAGGAUACCAAAAAUAGAGAGGAAAAAAAAAAGAAAAGACAAAUGCUGAUAUUUUUUGGAUUCUAUUGACAAUAAACCCUCUCUCUCUCUCUCUCUCUCCCCCUCUUUUGUGAACAGCAUUCUCCCUAAAUCAGUCUGGCCUCUGGGUCUUCUUCUUUGAUA